AUGGAUGCCGAAUCACCCGCCGAGAGGGAGAACAGGACUCGCUCCUUGUGGAAGAAACUGGACACACAAAACGAGGGUUAUCUCGACUUCAAGGCCUUCAGGAAGGGCCUGAAGAAGCUCGACCAUCAUGGCUUGAUAGAAGAUGUGCUCGAGGCCGCCGAUAUCAACAACAGUGGUCGCAUCGAAUACGAUGAGUUCCGCAAAUUCGUCGACCAAACCGAACGUGAGCUCUGGCAGCUCUUCCAGAGCAUAGACCGCAAUCACGAUGGCAACCUCGACAAGAGCGAGUUACGCGCCGCCUUUGUCCGCGCCGGUCUGGCCGUACCCAAUUCGCGCCUCGACAGCUUCUUCGACGACGUCGACACAGACAAUGACGGUGUUAUAAACUUUGGCGAAUGGCGCAAUCCACCUCUCCCGUCACUCCACACAGAAGCCGCCGUUGCCUCUGAUCAUGACGACCGAUCACAUGCAUCGCGUGCCUUGGCCUUUAUGAGCAUGCUGACGGAUUUCGUCCCUGAUCCAGGCUACUUCCUGGCUGGCGGCAUAUCAGGCGUCGCCUCGAGAACUACCACCGCCCCUCUAGAUCGUCUCAAGGUCUACCUCAUCGCUCAGACUGGCACCAACGAAGCUGUGCAGGCCGUCAAAAGUGGUGCCCCCGCAGCGGCAGCAAAGUCGAGCGCAAAUACCUUGGUCAGAGCCUGUAAGGAGCUUUGGGCUGCAGGCGGCAUUCGUAGUCUGUUUGCUGGCAACGGUUUGAACAUCGUCAAGGUUAUGCCCGAGUCUGCCGUCAAGUUCGGCUCGUAUGAGGUAACAGAUAGCGCUCCUUCGUUUGAAACACCGCUGACAUCCAUACUANNGGCCGCAAAGAAGAUGGUCGCACGAUUCGAGGGCCACUCCAACACACGGAAGAUCUCGCCUGUUUCGCAAUUCAUUGCGGGCGGUAUGGCAGGAAUGGUUUCACAAGCUGUCGUCUACCCUCUCGAUACGCUNAAAAUUGUAAGUCUAUCAUUCGAAAUGCGCCAUUAUUGUGCCAGAUUGCUGACCUGCGACAGCCGAAUGCAAUGCGAAACCGUGCCAGGAGGUCUCCGUGGAACAAAACUCAUUGCCGCGACCGCCGUCAAGAUGUGGAAUAAGAACGGCAUCUUAUCUUUCUAUCGCGGCUUACCUAUGGGGCUGGUUGGCAUGUUCCCCUAUGCUGCCAUCGAUUUAGGUACUUUUGAGUACUUGAAACGCACUAUCACCGCAUACAACGUCAAGAAGUACGGAGGACACGAAGCCGACGCUGCACCUAGCAGUUUCGCAACAGCACUCAUAGGUGGCUUCAGUGGUGCUAUCGGCGCUUCCGCUGUCUAUCCUUUGAACCUGCUCCGUACUCGACUGCAGUCCCAAGGCACUGCCAGCCACCCUCGUACCUACACUGGCAUCAUGGAUGUUACUCGCCAGACUCUCGCUGGGGAAGGUGUCAGAGGUCUCUUCAAGGGACUAACACCCAACCUGUUAAAGGUGGUGCCAGCUGUGUCCAUUACCUACGUCGUUUACGAAAACACCAAGAAAGCUUUGAACCUUCGCUGA
This is a messenger RNA of Aureobasidium musti, 1572 nucleotides long. NCBI's taxonomy places the organism in Eukaryota, Fungi, Ascomycota, Dothideomycetes, Dothideales, Saccotheciaceae. The record is from the annotation of a GenBank genome assembly.